Molecule: messenger RNA, 294 nt
Organism: Closterium sp. NIES-67
Lineage: Eukaryota; Viridiplantae; Streptophyta; Zygnematophyceae; Desmidiales; Closteriaceae
Source: the annotation of a GenBank genome assembly
AGGAAGUUAUUCCAUGGAGGCGUGGUGGGAGUGGCACGGCACUGACCACCCCUUGCUCAUGGCCCUUGCUUGCCGAGUGCUAACUCAGCCGGUGUCUGCAUCCAGCUGCGAGCGCAACUGGGCGGUGUGGGAUACUGUCCACACCGCCCGACGCAACCGGCUGGGUUCAGAAAAGUGCAAGGAUCUGGUUUACGUUGCGCACAACUGGAAGGUUGUGCACAACUGGCACAUGGCCGACGAGGGGGCGGGGGUGGUGUCCGCGUAUAUACGCUAGCGUAUAAUACGCUUGCGUAU